AUGGAUGAAGAGCACGUGAAUUUUGCUAGAAGAGAUGAACUGAGCAGAGCUCAUUGUGAGGAGAAAGAGGAACUAGAUGGACCCCUGAACUUUGAGCUCGAUAUUUGCCAACAGGAUCCAGAAUACAAGACCCUGGCUCCCCUGCCCAGUACCCAGGUUAGACUGAUCACCAGCUGGGAAGCAGGAUGGAAUGUAACAAAUGCCAUUCAGGCUGCCGAGCUUCCUCUGGAUGGCCUCCUUUCCCCGCAGCAUGUCAAUUGCACCACACAGCUCGGUGUCAUUGGUAAACUUGCUAAGGGUGCACUUGAUCCCAUCAGCCCUGUCACCAACAAAGAUGUUGAACCAGUCCCAGUACCGAUCUCUGAGGGAAUAUUUGUCCUCGGAUUGCCAUACGCUCUUCUGCACAGUGGAUACAUUGGUCUGUUUCUUAUUAUCUUGGCUGCAGCAUUAUGCUGUUACACAGGCAAAAUUCUGAUUGCUUGCCUAUAUGAAGAAAAUGAAGAUGGGCAGCUCGUAAGAGUGAGACACACGUAUGAAGAUAUUGCGAAUGCCUGCUUCAAAAAGCUGUCUCCCAAACUAGGUGGCAUAGUUGUCAACGUGACCCAAGUGAUGGAACUGAUCAUGACAUGUAUUUUGUAUCUGGUUGUUAGUGGGAACUUGCUGUCACAUAGUUUCCCAUAUGUACCAGGGCUUGAGAAAACUUGGUCUGUAAUUGUGUUUGUUACACUGCUGCCUUGUGUAUUUAUUAAGACUCUCAAAAUUGUUUCCAAACUCAGCCAGCUUUGCUUCUUGGUCCAUUUCAUUAUCAACCUUGUUGUGAUGACUUACUGUCUUACACAAAUGCAUCAGUGGUCCUGGGCAAAAUUCAGACUCUCCAUGGACUUUGAGGACUUUUUAGUCUCUGUAGGGGUGAUCAUUUUCAGUUACACUUCACAAAUAUUUCUUCCCACACUUGAAAGUAACAUGAAAAACCCAGGGGAAUUUAGAUGUAUGCUGAAUUGGACUCACUUUUUUGCUUGUGUCUUGAAAACAGCUUUUGCAUUGACUGCAUUCUUGACCUGGGGUGAAGAGACAAAGGAAGUUAUUACUGACAACCUGCCAUCAUUUCUUCAAACCCUAGUGAAUUUGUGCCUCUUAACCAAGGCCCUUCUUUCUUACCCUUUGCCCUUUUUUGCAGCCACAGAAAUUGUUUAUGCUUGUCUUUCUAGAGUCAACCAUUCCAAUUACAGAUCUCUGCUGUUUGCUCUGGGUGUAAAAGGCUCGUUUCUCCUAUUAACUCUGCUGAUGGCUGUGUUCAUACCACAUUUUGCCCUGCUGAUGGGUUUAACAGGCAGUGUAACAGGUGCUGCUAUGUCUUUUCUCCUUCCUUCUCUCUUCCAUUUAAAACUUCAAUGGAAAAAACUGUGCUUCUUGGAGAAAUGUGCAGAUAUCUCUAUUUUUAUUUUGGGUUUGCUUUGUAGCCUUGCAGGCAUAGCUUGCUCAAUAAAAGGGCUGCUUAAAGUAUUUGGAGACACGUAA
Chaetura pelagica (chimney swift) is the source of this 1518-nucleotide messenger RNA. Its product is annotated as vesicular inhibitory amino acid transporter-like. Gene Ontology annotation, molecular function: amino acid transmembrane transporter activity. The transcript has 3 exons. Gene Ontology annotation, biological process: amino acid transmembrane transport. The coding region runs from base 1 to 1518 and encodes 505 amino acids. Gene Ontology annotation, cellular component: vacuolar membrane. Lineage: Eukaryota; Metazoa; Chordata; Aves; Apodiformes; Apodidae. The record is from RefSeq and is a predicted model, not a curated record.